Molecule: messenger RNA, 4455 nt
Organism: Pangasianodon hypophthalmus (striped catfish)
Lineage: Eukaryota; Metazoa; Chordata; Actinopteri; Siluriformes; Pangasiidae
Gene: plekhg7
Product: pleckstrin homology domain containing, family G (with RhoGef domain) member 7
Exons: 17
Coding region: 386-2560 (724 amino acids)
Biological process (GO): Rho protein signal transduction
Molecular function (GO): guanyl-nucleotide exchange factor activity
Source: RefSeq, a predicted model, not a curated record
GUCAACAAGGCAGCUGGGUUUGUUACUGUCUAUUGUGCUGUAACGGCCGGUUAUUUGUUUCUUGUCGAGCCGCAAAGCCUUUAAACCACCAAAGACACGUUAAACUCUGCUAAAAAAAUUGUUUAAAUGUUUAAAUACUUUUUUCAGUAGCCGAAAGGUACCUGUUUCAGACUUAAUUAUUUAUCACUUUUGUUCGCUGAGAGGGAACAGCGCGGCGGUGUGACCAUAGCCUCUCUCUCACACACACACAUCGCCUCAUGGAGAGGACUGAAACAUGAAAAAAAACACGUUUUUUCUCUCCAACAUGGCUCCAAAGUGAACCAACUCUUCUGCAGCACACUCUUCACUUUCAGCCCUUCAGUGAUAUCAUGCCGCUUUGCACAAGAUGACUGACUUAAAUCAUGAGCAUUUAAAGGAAAACGGAAAGCAUGUGGGAAAAACACUGGACUGGACCUACAUCGAAUGGCACGAUGAGGACAUGGCCAAAACUGUGGACACUCACACCCAAACAUCUCAGGAGCCAGCCGUGGACAAAGAGACCCAAACGAGCAAUCCGGUCCUGAUGCGAAUGGAGCUGUCCAGAACACCCUCCAGACUGAGAUGUGGCUCGCUGGGCGAGGUGGAUGCCAUACCCACACCGCUCUUUCAGUUUGACAGGCAGGCACCUGCUCGCAUCUCCACAUCUCCCACUCUGAGGAGGAUGAGGAGCACCAGGCUUCCUUGCCGUGAUGCAGGGUGGAUAGGCAGCACUCAGGAGGAGCCUGGCACUCCCCCACCAAGGAGUCCUCUGUCACCUGCACACCAUCAGAAAUCUCCCCUCGCUACAGUUGUGAACCAGUCUAAUGGGAACGGUCACUCUAAUGACUUGGGGACUCCUGGAAAGGUCAGAUCUCACAGAUCAAAGACAAUUAGCAGCAGUGGCCUUCACUUGACGCAGGAGUGUCUGAGUGUAAAUGAAAGCGCUGAUACUGAUGAUGAUACUGGAGAGGUGAAAGAGCCAAGUCAUAAAAGCAGGCUGCAGGAAAGAAGGCGGAGCUCUGUGGUGGUCACUCUUCCUGGAUUGGACGUUUCUCCCGGUGAUCUUUUUGUUUCCAAUGGUGCUGUCGAUAUUUUAAACCGCUCCACGUUUUCAGAUACGAAGAAAUCAAAGUGGCCUUUUUCAAAACGUACUAUGAAUAAAGGCAGGACACGCAUAACUGCAGACAUUGAAAAAUGUCUCUCAGCCAUUCAGAUCCAGGAGUGGAGAAACACACAUUUUCAGCAGUACAAGGAUUUGACUUUGGAGGAGUUUCUGAGAAGUCAGCCUGAGCUGAGGGCAGAAGAAGAGCCAAAAGCACACAAAAGACAGGAGGCCCUCUGGGAGCUCUUCACCAGCGAGUGUGUGUACUUCCUAGACCAGUUAAUGGUGCUGAAAGAGGUAUUUCUGAAUACUCUGUCAGACUUGCAGAUGAGGGAUUGUCUACAAGACAUUGACUCCUGGGCACUCUUUGCCAACCUCAAUGAGCUGUGCCUGGUUAGCUUUGGCUUCCUAACCAGUCUGCUGCGUGUGAUUAAAGAGCUGUGGGCCACUUCAGAGCCUCCAGAAACCAAUAGCACAGAGGCCCUGCUGGCCAUUCUCAAAAAGGCUUUUGGUGAGAGCAUUUGUCACUGUCUGCAGAAAUACUGUCUGAACUACAGCAAAGCUGUCCUCUAUUUAGACACCCUGAAGGCCAGGGAGGACGUCAGCAUCUACGUGAAGUGGUGUGAGAGGAAGGAACAGUGUCGUAGGCUGCAGUUGAAGGAUCUUCUGGUGACUCCUUUGCAGAGGUUCACACGUUACCCUCUCAUCCUGAAGAACAUGGAGAAGAGGAGUUGCACAGAGGCAGAGGAGAGCGCCUUACAGAGCGUAGUGGAGCUGGUGGACAGAGCCAUACAUGAUCUGGAGGGCAAGGUGAAGUGGUUGGAUAACUAUCAGAAAGUCAAGCAGCUGAAAGAAGCCUUGGUCUGGCUCCCAGUGUGGGAAAGAGACAAGAGAGCAAAUGUUCCAGAGAAUCUGAAACACUUGCUGAAAGCUGUCGCUUUGGAAAACCUGGUCUCUCACCGUAGUCUCCGAUACGAGGGAAAGCUUGCACUCACAGAGAAUUCAAAGCUGAAUGAUGUUUACGUGUUUCUGUUUGAUGAAUUCCUCCUGAUCACCAAGGUCAAACGAAAUAAAAAGAAGUCUGUAGCUGGGGAGAUGCACCCUGUGCGCUCUGCGGCUGGCCAGGAGCUGGAGCAGUUAUUGCAGGAGGGCUGCAGCUUCACCGUGCUGGAUCAACCCAUCUCACUGGACCGCCUGCAGCUCAGGAACAUAGACCAGCUUAACGCUACAGCCUCUGGCUUUCCCUGUUCUUUCAUUAUAAUGCACCAGAAUCGUUAUCAGCAGUGCAUCGGUGUCUUCAUUCUUCAGGCCCCGAGUGAGUCCGUUAAGAAAGCAUGGCUGGCUGAGAUUGAGGAGGCGGUCGGUGAUGUGCUGAAGCGGGACUCUCAGCACCCUCGGCUGAAGAGCUCUUCUCUCUAUGUGGAGUCUUCUCAGAUCUAACUCUCAUCACACACUCAGAAUCUGACCAUCAGAGGAGGUGGCCCACGUCAGUACUGCUGCCUAAUAACAUCACAUGACUGGGACUAAUAAUAUGGGUUCUACUUGACUGGCCAAGAUCCCAGCAUGGCUGUAGAGUCUCACAUCUGACCUUCAAAUCCGUGUUAAUCCACUUGAAGAGGUUUAUUCAGGUCAGACAGCAGUGUCGGGGCAAAGUCACCUGUGUCACAAAUGACACAAUUACAUAGCUGUAAUGCAAACUGAACUGUUGCUGUAACCUGACACCCACUGAAGACUAAAUGUGCCACAGGAGUGGAAUAUUACACCUCUGAAAUUCAGCCAAAAUGGACGUUCCUGCUUUUAUUAGUACCAUUUGUGGUUUUCUUUUUUUUUUUUUUUUUAAUUAAAGUUUCCAUUGAAACUGAACUGUGGCCUGCUGUUUUACAUUGGGACUGUAAAAGGUUGCAUUUAUAGCAGCGGCCUGUAGUGUGCUACAUGAUAGCAAGAGAAUUUCAGGAAUAUCAUAUAAUAUGAUAUACAAAAAUAUCAUAUAAUAUGUAAAGGACAUUUUUUAUGAUAAAAAGGAACCAGUAUAAUGUGCUUCAUUUCCUUUGAUAAUUUAUGUCAAAGGGUCUCGUUUAUCUUAGUAAAGUUGUUUGUAACUGUUUUCAUAGACCAAACUCAAGUAAAAAUUCCCACCUGAUUUACAAAAGUUUUGGUUAUGCCGAUUUUCUUCAUACUCGGGGGCGUAUGCAGACAUGUGGCUGUGGCAACCCCUGACGCAAGCAGCCAAAAGAACAACAAUUCUCAGCACAUCUGAUUUCGUGAUGCCCACAAAACUCCAUAAAGAGCAAAGCCCAAAGAGCUGAAAGGCGAAAGAGUGCCUCAGAGGCACAAUGCCAUAAUGCAGCUCAGCCACUGCAGUGUGUCAGCUACCAAAGACACAUACUAAUGCAUAUUGUAUAGGGUGCCAUUACUUUGUCCUAAUUGAACAGCUAGUCUAAUUUAUCUUAAUUUAUGGAUUUGUUAUUAGUCAAUAUGAAGCAACCAAGUCUGAAACAUUUUAAUUAAAUUUGUACAUGCAAAUGAACUAAAGUUAUUUAAACUCAACAGUGUAAUCUGUACAUAUGCAUACAAUACAGCAUAUUGUAUUGUUUGAUACAAGGCUUUUGAUUCAGUAUGUCUGUCCAUCAAAUAAUACAUUUAACAGCCUACAUAAUAAAGUAGACUAUUCAUCAUAAAAUAUACCUUAUAUGAGAUGUAAUAAACAGUUCAACUUAAUCAAGCCCACACUCUCCCCUCUGAAAAAGUAGCCUCCUCUUUGUGUUGGAUCAGGAUAGGCUACAGCUACACACACACACACACACACACACACACACACACACACACACACACUCUCUGCUGCUUUGUAACAGCAUUUCCAAGGUGAUUGGAAAUAGUGGAAAAGGCAGGAUUUAAAAAAAAAAAAAAGCUACAGAUUUUAAAGUUAUUUUAAAAUUUUAAACUACAGAUAGGUGUGUGACUUCAGACAUGCCCCCUUGAGAACGUUCACACCAGCAGGGUUGCCAGGGUUGUUUUCUUUACACCAAAUUGGGAGAGUUUUGAAACAAAACUAAAUUGUCUGUUAAAGCACAAAGACUUAGACAAAAUUUUGCUGAGAACUGGCAACCAGUGAAAGCUUAGCCAGAGUGCUAAUGUUUAAUUUUGUUACAUUCUAAUGCACAGCUGUUGUUUUCUUAUAUGCUGCUAAGAGUCUCAAUGGAUCACACAAACUGUCAUUAUUAAGUUUCAAUUAUAAUUUUUAUAAUGUUGAAUGUUUUAAAAAUGAAAAUGGAAACCCAAGGCAUGUCUUCAUGCAAUGCUUAUUUUUGUCAUAUUGAAAAUGUAUUAUAUCGAAA